Molecule: messenger RNA, 692 nt
Organism: Erpetoichthys calabaricus (reedfish)
Lineage: Eukaryota; Metazoa; Chordata; Cladistia; Polypteriformes; Polypteridae
Product: inositol 1,4,5-triphosphate receptor associated 2-like
Exons: 3
Coding region: 28-531 (167 amino acids)
Biological process (GO): spindle assembly; chromosome localization to nuclear envelope involved in homologous chromosome segregation; homologous chromosome pairing at meiosis
Cellular component (GO): meiotic spindle pole; meiotic nuclear membrane microtubule tethering complex; nuclear outer membrane
Molecular function (GO): dynein complex binding
Source: RefSeq, a predicted model, not a curated record
AAUGGAACUUUUUUGAAGGAAAGCUGAAUGGAAGUCUUUGAGUCAUUUGCUGGUAGAAGCAUUUCAAUGGAGGAUCUGAUAUCUCCAGGGAAGUAUCAGCCAUGUAUGAUGAAAAGAUGUCCAAGUGUAGACAGUGUGGUGUCAAUACAGCAACAUCAUUUCAGACACAAUGCGCAUAAAGGCUUUGCAGCCACCCAUCUUGAAAACUUUACUCAACACAACUUCUCCAGUGCCUACUUACACUCAGAAGAGGAUGUACUUAUUUCUACCUUUGAGGCCUGUGAUAUUAAAAAAACUGGGUGGGUAAGUCCAGUAAAAAUUGUGGAAUUCCUUCAGGAAGUUACAGGGCAGUCAGGAAAUGAUGGACCCCUGAAAGGACUGCAUGCAUACUUGGACCCUGAGGAAUUAGGAAUAGCAAUUAGCCAAGAUGCCUUCCUUUCCAUCAUGAAGGGCUGGAUCAAAGAAUGCAGGCAUGAUAUACUCUUUUUUUUUCCUGGAGGUUUAAAAUUAUCCAGUAAUUUAAGAGGCUAGUGUCUUAUAAGUUAUUGUUUGUAUUGAUGGCUCAGGAACAUUUAUGGAAAAAAAUAAUGAGCAAAAUAAUAAUAAUAAAAUAUAAUAAUAAACACAGCCCAAAUAUUUUAAUGGAAAAAGGAUGUGUUGAUGCCUAAACAUUUUUCGGAACAGAGAUACAG